Molecule: messenger RNA, 2691 nt
Organism: Colletotrichum orchidophilum
Lineage: Eukaryota; Fungi; Ascomycota; Sordariomycetes; Glomerellales; Glomerellaceae
Exons: 3
Coding region: 1-2691 (896 amino acids)
Biological process (GO): DNA-templated transcription; regulation of DNA-templated transcription
Molecular function (GO): DNA binding; zinc ion binding; DNA-binding transcription factor activity, RNA polymerase II-specific
Source: RefSeq, a predicted model, not a curated record
AUGAACGGCAUCGAUAUCCUUUGCGAUGCCGCCGGCUCUGACAUGCUGAACCCUCUCUAUUCACCGUCAGAACUGCAGAAACAAUCGGCCCAACUUCUACCCCAACAGCUCGGGAAACGCAAACUGAGCACAUCCGACACCUCUCCCUCUUCGACACAUGUAUGCCAUAUGUGCAAGCGAGUAUACGAGCGAGCCGAUCACUUGACGAGGCAUCUACGCUCUCACGAGAAUGCUCGUCCUUACCAGUGCUCCCGAUGUCCCAAACGAUUCAACAGAGCCGACCUACUCACGCGCCACGAAACAACUCACGACCGGGAUAAUACGGGCAAGGGUAGAACCUUCAUCAGGAGGAGUGAUCGAGCCGCGGAGGCGUGCUUAAACUGCGCCGCUUCCAAGUCAAAAUGCGAGGAUGCCAAGCCAUGCUCUCGCUGUCGCUCCAAGAAUCUACCAUGCGAUGUCCCCUCGAAGCGCACACAUCCUCAUAGAACAUCCAUCGACGGCGCUUCCAGCCCUUCCGAGGCAUCAACGAUGCAUCUGAGUGUCGACCUGAACGGUAGCAUGGACACUGGCUCCAUCUUUACACCCUCCAAAUUGGUUAUGAUGCCACAAAACCCUGAUAUGAGCCAUGAUCUGGACGCAUCCUCCUACAUGGAUGAUGGCUUUUCGAACCCUGUCAUGGACAUGGUGUUGGACGACAUUGCCAACUUCAAUCCAGUACAUACAUAUUUCCAGGACAUGGACUUUUCCUCAUGGGACCUCAACUUCGACGCCAUAACCAUUCCACAACCUGACAUCAAUCAGACUCCAGAAUCUACCACAACAAGCCGGUCCAAGUCUAACGUACGAAACGCGUCAAAAGCACACGCGGCCUUCAAACGAUCGCCUUGGCUCUGGGAACCGGGGCCGAAGGAUUACGCGCUGCAUCACGCAGCCCCGCAGGAUAAGGAGAGCUUGAUCCUUGACGACGGCACCUUUGCUAAUUCUCCCGCUUUCGACAAACUUAUCCAUACGCCGGGCACCAAGCUUAAGAUGACGUCCCUCUCAAGAGACAGUCUGCUGGCCAUGGUGGUGGCUAGCACAGUCCAAAAGGGCGCCCGUACACGUACGCCGUCUUUUCCGUCUUUAGAUCUACUGAACUACCUCGUGCAAGCUCAUUUCAUUCAUGAUGAGCACCAGAGCGAUAGUUGGAUUCAUCUGGCGACGUUCGAUGCUGCUGCUGCGAUUCCGGAACUUCUUGCUGGCAUUCUGUCCAGCGGUGCUACGUACAUCUCCAUUCCUGCGGUGUGGCGGUUCGGCUUUGCCCUCCAUGAAGUGCUCCGGCUUGGACUGGCAGACUUGUUCGAAGGAUCAAACUCUUUUACGCGAGAUCUCGCGGCCCUCCAGGCGUUCAUGCUCAACCUGGAUAUUGGCAUCUGGAGUGGUUUUAAGCGAAAGAUGGAGAUUGCAGAGAGCUUUCUGCAGCCUCCAAUGACCAUGCUGAGACGCUCGGGAAACUUUUCGGCCCCACCAGACUCGGCAGCAUUGAUCCCAACGAUGGCAGACUCGCCCGAGGUUCUGGACUCGAAAUGGCGCAAAUUUGCGAAGCGUGAAUCCUACAAACGCAUUGUUUUGCACAUGUUUUUUCACGACAUCCAGACAUCCAUAGGAUUCUGCAAAAAUCCACUAAUGUCUUACACAGAACUAAGCUUCAGUCUUCCUGCUUCUCGAGAUCUAUGGAGAGCACGAUCCGCAGAGCAGUGGAGGAAUCUGUGUGUUGCCAAAACCAAUGCAGCCCAGGGCCGUAUUAUUCCCCGAGUAUCAGAGGUCAUGCACUGUACCGAGAUUCUGGACGAAUUUGAGCAAUUGGUCGACAUCGAAUUGUGUUACAUGGCCUUACUACAUGGCCACUGGGGUCAAAUAGCGGCGUAUCGCGAAGCUCUCAAGUUCUAUGCCGACGGGCUCUCGAGCAAGAGAAAUGCGACCCACCGCCUCUGGCUCAAAACACAAUAUCAGGAGCUGUACCGAGAUCUAAACGACUUUUCAACUAUGAUUCUCACAUCGAAGCGGCCUACGGCUCAGCUUGCAGUCAUGUCGGAGUUGCUCAUGAUGCUCUUACAUGUUUCUCCCGAUGUUCUGCAGACGUUUGCUGGUAAGUCGGGAGAGGACGAGGCCCGCAAAACUUAUACCAGCCUAGAAGAAAGCUGGGUAAAGACAUCUGAGGCUCGUUACGCGAUAUGGCAUGCUGGUCAAAUCUUCCAUCAUGCUCGUCAGCUUCCACCCGCGUCUCUACGUGAAUUCAACGCCAUCGCCGUGUACUACGCAUGUCUCACGCUUUGGGCAUACGGGUUGCUCUCCUGUUCGGCCUCUAGGCACGGCUCCGAUCAAGAAAUUGGUAAUGGGAUGGGCAGCAACAGGUCUAGCUCUGGUUACACGCUCAUGGAUUCGGAAGAAAACCGGGAAACGAGGGCCUUCCUUCAGCUUGAUCGUGGAAUGCCUGGCCUCACAAUCAAUGGAAACCCUUCCGACGGCGUGGAAUCACUAUCUAACCCUAGUGUGAUCCUCUCCAUUGCUAGAGAUAUAUUUCGGAACAACUUCCCUGUGGUUUCGGAACCUCUACCACCUUUGGUCGAAAGUCUGCGCAGUCUUUUGCAUGAACUUGGGUCGGGUGCGGCAGGACGCCCUUCGCGGGCUGGGAGCUCGGAUGAUCCGUAG